ACAUAGGUCCUGCAGAGAGAAGCUUACACCGCAACAACAGGAGGACUAAUCGUAACUUUAGUCAUCGAGCCAUUGUUUUCAUAUUUUUAUCGAACUUAUAGAGGUGGGGGAACUGUAAUUGAAGCUAUGUUGAUUAUAGUAACAGAAAGUAGUUGUACUCAUUGUUGUAAUAUUGCUUAUUGAUUAGUUUUUUUUUUUUACAACUAUCAUAACAAUAGUACAGGGGAAGAGCAGUGAUAUUCCCAUAUUUAGUAUUUGAAGUGUUUGCGGUUUGAAGACAGAGAAUCUUUGCACGUUCGGUCAACCUAAUGGUCAAACUGUAGCUGCUCCUGUGGUGUCAGUAGCACGGAGCAGGUGUGAAGUCACAAACAGACGAUAUAGGUAGAAUAGAGUGAAAUGCAGAACUACGAGGAGUCGGUGUCGUUCCUGGGGACCUGGGGCCCGUUCCAGAGGAGAAUCUUCUUCCUGCUCUGUCUCACCGCCGUUCCGAGCGGAUACAACAUCCUGUCCGUCAUCUUCCUGCUGGCCAGCCCCCCUCACCGCUGCCACAUCCCUGCCCACAGCAACCUGAGCCAGGACUGGAUUCAGGCCAGCAUCCCGGUACAGGCGGCCGGGCGGCCUGAGAGGAGCAGUUGUAGCCGCUACGAGCUGGACCUGGUGCAGAACCUGUCUGCAGUAGUGGGAACCAAUCUCAGCCUGGACCAGAUCCAGAACCUGUCUGUGCCGGUCCACCUCUCUGACCUGAAGCAGGAGGGCUGUAAAGACGGAUGGACCUACAGUACUGAGUACUACCAGUCCACUGUAGUCACCGAGUUAAACCUGGUGUGCAAAGACGAGUGGAAACAGCCCCUGUCCUCUCUCUUCUACUUCCUGGGAGGAUUGUGCGGUUGUUUCAUCUCUGGACAGAUGGCUGACCGGUUUGGCAGGAAGCCCGUUCUGUUCGGUGGCAUCGGCCUUCUAAGCGUCUUCAGCACCGCUGUGGCUUUCGCCCCCUCUUGGCCCGUCUUCACCGCGCUCUUCUUUAUGCUGGGCAUGGGUCAGAUUGCCAGCUACAUAGUUGUGUUUGUGCUGGGUUCAGAGAUCCUGAUCGGUUCGACCAGAGUUUACUUCUCCAGCCUGGGUUUGCCUUUUUUCUACGUGAGUUCUACGAUGCUGACGGCUGUCACUGCCUAUCUGGUCAGUAACUGGAGACACCUGUCACUGAUCAUGGCCUUGCCCGGCGUGGCCUGCAUCCCCCUUUGGUGGCUGAUUCCGGAGUCUCCUCGCUGGUUGGUGUCUCGCGGCCGUUCGCAGGAGGCAGAACUCCUGCUGAGGUCGGCAGCUCUGGAGAACCACGUGCAACCUCCGCAUGUCAUCUUCCCGUCAGCUAACGCUGAGAAGGCACCGAGCCAGAAAGCGGAGUCCCAUAGCAUCCUGGACCUGCUGAGGACCACGAACAUUCGAAACAUCACCCUCAUGCUGUGGCUCAUCUGGCUUUCUUCGAGCGUGAGCUACUUUGGAUUGUCCUUCAACAUGUCGAGCCUCUACGGAAGCCCCUUCCUGAACUACUUCCUGUUGUCCGCCGUUGAGCUCCCGGCAUAUGUGACCACCUGGCUGGCAGCGCGCAGCCUUCCGCGCCGCCUGUCGUUCAUCAUCUUCACCGUGCUGGGCGCAAUAGCGCUGCUCCUCAUUCAGGCCAUCCCGCGCAGUAAUCCAGCUCUGACCCUGACUCUGGUGCUGCUCGGCAAAUUUGGCAUCCUGGCCGGCAGCGGGGUGAUGUACAUGUACACGGGGGAGCUCUCUCCCACGGUCAUCAGGAACACAGCAAUGUCGUCCUGUGCCAUGUUCUCCAGAGUGGGGUCUUCUGUUUCCCCAUACUUGCUGCAGCUGGCCGUGUUCUAUCAGUUCCUGCCGUGGAUCGUGGUGGGUUCGCUGUCGAUGCUCAGUGUUCUUCUCUGUCUCUGCCUGCCGGAGACGUUCAGGCAGCCGCUUCCUGACACCAUCCAACAGCUGGCGCCCAUACAGAGGUUCAGGUGGCCAUGGACCUCGGACCUUCCUUCAAAGGAUGAUGGGAAGUCAGCUAAAAGUCAGACCACUGCACCUGAGAUCAUUUGCACAACUCACCUAUAAGACUCCUGACAGAUAAACAAAUAAAAAAACAAAAACCACUGACGAGGCUAAAACUGUUAUAUUUUAUAAAGAAGAUUCUUAUUUUGUCAGGGUGGUGGUGUUGUUCUCUGUGUCCUGACGAAGUAGUGACUUUUGCACACUGGGACAGAACUUGAAGAGCCCUUAGUGAUGCAUUCACCGGCACCUUAUGAAUCAGCUUAUUGAAAUUCCAUACAAUAUGGGAAACUCAUGCAGAGCUUCACUAAAAAUGAAGUCACAGAACAACUGAAUGUUUUUUACCCCCAUUAAAGUCAAUGAGAUGAGAAAAGCAUUAUUUAAAAUCACACAACAGAUAACUUUGCUCAAUGCAAAUCUAGUUUUACUGUUUUGCUGCACAUGGGUUGAAACACUGGCACGUUAAUUCAAUUCAGUUUUAUUUAUGCAGAGUUAAAUCUAAAGGCACUUUUAUAGAGCAAAGUCAAAACCUUAUGAUAGUAUGAUAGAAAGGAACCCAAACAGUUCGCAUCAAGAGUGGGGGAAAAAAAUGCUCUCCAACAGGAAGAAACCUCGAACAGGGCUGGAUGACCGCCUGCCUCGACCGUUGGACAGUAAACAGUAAACAUAAAUGUGAAUGUGACAAUCAGUCUAAGUAUGAAUAUGAAAGAGAAAGGAAUUGUGUAUCAUGAACAUUAUUUUUGUAUGAUUGUGAACAUUAACAUGCGUUAAUGCAAAGACUUUGCUAUAGAAAUGUGAAAUGUGUUUGUACAAACUUGAAUGUUGAGUUGUGUUUAUAAGAAUGUUUUGUUUUGUUUUUACCUGUAUGAUUGAGACAAACAUUAGUUUGUGUAUAUAUUUAAUGUGAUGUAUAAAUUUAUUUUUAAAAAGUCA
Scophthalmus maximus (turbot) is the source of this 2976-nucleotide messenger RNA. RefSeq names its product solute carrier family 22 member 5. Gene Ontology annotation, biological process: transmembrane transport. Gene Ontology annotation, cellular component: membrane. Gene Ontology annotation, molecular function: transmembrane transporter activity. The coding region runs from base 397 to 2109 and encodes 570 amino acids. NCBI's taxonomy places the organism in Eukaryota, Metazoa, Chordata, Actinopteri, Pleuronectiformes, Scophthalmidae. The transcript has 11 exons. The record is from RefSeq and is a predicted model, not a curated record.